This is a messenger RNA of Durio zibethinus, 1724 nucleotides long. Its product is annotated as exosome complex component RRP45A-like. Gene Ontology annotation, biological process: U1 snRNA 3'-end processing; nuclear polyadenylation-dependent rRNA catabolic process; nuclear mRNA surveillance. The record is from RefSeq and is a predicted model, not a curated record. Lineage: Eukaryota; Viridiplantae; Streptophyta; Magnoliopsida; Malvales; Malvaceae. Gene Ontology annotation, molecular function: mRNA 3'-UTR AU-rich region binding. Gene Ontology annotation, cellular component: nuclear exosome (RNase complex); cytoplasmic exosome (RNase complex).
CAAACCCUGCUUUGAGCUGAGUUGAUGGACCGCAAGGGUGGCUAGUGCGGCCCAUCGACGGGUAUAAUAGCAGUCAUUUUCUUCGGUUUGGACCAAAGCCCUUUUUCUUCUCCCUCCGUUUCCUCUGCUGCAAGUUUCCAACAUCAGUGAUUACUGAUCGGUAGACACAAAAAAGAACAGCUGCUCUCGUGUCUCGUCCACCUUUUUGUUCUUCUUCAAUGUCACCAACAUACUAGAUUAUUGGAAAUUUGAGAAAGAAAAAUGGAUGCUAGAUUGGCCAACACGUGGCGUUUGACAGUGAAUGAGAAGAAUUUUAUCAAAACAGCUUUGCUUUCUGAAAUAAGAAUAGAUGGUCGAAAACCCUUUGAAUUUCGUAAUUUCAUCAUCAAUUUUGGCAGAGAAGAUGGGUUGACAGAGGUGCAGCUGGGCCAGACUCGUGUUAUGGCCAUUGUGACGGCUAAAUUGGUUCAGCCUUAUCAAGACCGGCCCAAUGAAGGAACACUUUCGAUCUACACGGAGUUUUCGCCAAUGGCUGAUCCCUCAUUUGAGAUAGGCCGCCCAGGAGAAUCUGCUAUUGAGUUGGGACGUAUAAUAGAUCGUGGUCUAAGGGAAAGUAAGGCCGUAGAUACUGAAUCACUUUGUAUCAUUGCUGGCAAGUUAGUAUGGGCCCUCCGUAUUGAUCUCCACAUUCUAGAUAAUGGGGGAAACCUGGUUGAUGCAGCUAAUAUAGCUGCUUUGGCUGCUCUUAUGACCUUUCGGAGGCCUGAAUGCUCACUAGGAGGAGAAGAUGGUCAAGAAGUAACAAUACAUCCUCCUGAGAUGAGGGAGCCACUUCCUUUGAUAGUACAUCAUCUUCCCAUAGCAAUUACCUUUGGAUUUUUUAUUGAUGAGAGCAUUAUGGUGAUAGAUCCCACCCACAAUGAGGAGGCUGUUAUGGCUGGAAGAAUGAUUGCUACUGUUAACGCAAAUGGUGAUAUUUGUGCGAUUCAGAAAGCUGGAGGAGAAGGUGUCAGUCAGAGGGUUAUCAUGCGAUGUUUGAAACUUGCUACUACAAAGGCUGUGGAUAUAACCAAGCAGAUAAAAGAAGCAGUUGAAGCAUACAACUCAGAAAGAGCUUUGCAGAAGAUCAAAUGCAAGUCUACUUAUGCUGGUACUAAUGAAGAGAACCGAAACCAAUCUGUUGAUAGUAAGGGCAUUAGUGAGUUGGCAGGUAAAUAUAUGGAGAGAUUGAAACUUGUAUCAAGGGAAUGCUGUGUAAGUCCAAAUAAUAAUGAAGUUGAAACCAAAUCAUUGAGAAGUGGGACAGAUGGUAUCAAUUUUACUAGCGGCCCCUUGAGUUGGGAUCCUUACUCAAAGGGUGUUGAUCCAGAAUUUCUGAAAGUUUCACUAGCUUCACAAGGUUUGUCAACUCCCAAUAAGAAAAAGGAGUCAAGUGGUGAGGAAAAGCCUAGUGGAACCGAACGAGAGGGGCCAUAUGAUGAUGUUAAUCCAAAGUCGUCAGCCAUUAAUACAUCUAGAAUUGAAAUCCAGACAAAAGGGCAGAAAACAUUGAAAGACGCUGUAAAACCUAAGAACAAGAGGAAAAAGAAGGGUUCCUCCAUUAUUUAAAUUUAAUAUAUAUUUGUUACAUUUUAACUUCUCACACCUGCAUGUCAAUUGCCAAGUUAUUAGUGGAGCAAAUCUUUAUGGAUCCUUCAUGAAAUUCAGUUAUUUUUUGUUCCUAA